AUGGACCAUGGUAUAGACCACUCUGGUCCAUAUAAAUAUACUUUAGUAAAAAAACGCAUACCAAGAUCUGUUCCAACGGGAACAAAGGUACCAAAAAAACGUGUUGGUAGCCGUGCUGUGGGUCACCGCACCAUUAUUGAUAUUCAUUUAGAAGUCUUAGACGAAUGUCAAAAAUGGGACCUACAUUCGACGAAAAAGGACUUUUUUGAAAUUUUGGUUGAAGAAUUUAUGGUACCCGAAUUUAUAAAGGACGAAAAGGUUACUAAGGAAGACUUUGUUCUUGAGGAAUAUAUUCCUAAGGAUUUUGUUCCUAUGGAACACCUUCAAAGUUCAGAUUCUGGGUUUGAGGGAGGAAGACUUUGUUCCUAG
This is a messenger RNA of Plasmodium coatneyi, 369 nucleotides long. Its product is annotated as SICA antigen. The transcript has a single exon. The record is from RefSeq and is a predicted model, not a curated record. NCBI's taxonomy places the organism in Eukaryota, Apicomplexa, Aconoidasida, Haemosporida, Plasmodiidae. Bases 1 to 369 code for a protein of 122 amino acids.